AUGGAAAAUAAUAUUACAGUUGUUGGUGCAUCUAAUUGGGAUACAUUUAUUUAUGUUGAUAAAAUGCCAAGAGUUGGUGAAACAAUUAAAGGUACAGAUUUAAAAGUUUCAUAUGGUGGUAAGGCUGCAAAUCAAGCUGUUCAAGCAUCAUUAUUAGGUUCAAAUUGUACACUCAUAACUAAAUUAGGUGAUGAUCCUUCUGGUGUUAAUACAUUAAAAAAUUUUAAAGAUAAAAAUAUAAAUUGUGAAUUUGUAUCAGUUGUAUCAAAUGUUCCAUCAGGAUGUGCUACAAUUAUAGUUGAUAAAAAUGGUGAUAAUAAUAUCAUUAUUAUUGGUGGUUCAAAUGAUUUAUUAAAUGAAAAAGAUGUUGAUAAUGCCAAAUCACAAAUUCAAAAUUCUUCACUCCUUUUAUGUCAAUUAGAAGUUUCAUUAAAUGUUACAUUACAUGCUUUAAAAAUUGCAAAAGAAUCAAAUAAAUGUAAAACAAUGUUAAAUUUAACACCAAUAAACAAUGAUCCAUUAAUUUUGGAAAUGUUUAAAUUUGUUGAUAUAUUAAUUGUAAAUGAAAUUGAAUUAAUUGGAUUAUAUAAUUCAACUUUUAAUAAUAAUAAUAAUAAUGAAAAAGAUUUUAAUAUUAAUCAAUUAAUGGAAAUGUGUGAUAAUUUAAUUAAAAAAUUUGAAAAUUUUGAAAAUAUUAUUGUAACAUUAGGUGGAAAUGGACAAUUAUUAGUAAGUAAGGAAAACAAUAAAAACUGUCAUAUUGAAUUAAAAGAAAAAGUUAAAGUUGUUGAUACUUCAGGUGCUGGUGAUAGUUUUAUUGGUAGUUUUGCUCAUUAUCUUGUAACUGAAAAUAAACCAUUAAAAGAUUCAAUUGAAUCUGCUUCAAAAGUAGCUUCAAUUAGUGUAACAAGACAUGGUACUCAAACAAGUUAUCCAAAAUCAAAUGAAAUUAAUUAA
Dictyostelium discoideum AX4 is the source of this 957-nucleotide messenger RNA. RefSeq lists its product as hypothetical. Gene Ontology annotation, biological process: D-ribose metabolic process; D-ribose catabolic process; carbohydrate phosphorylation. The coding region runs from base 1 to 957 and encodes 318 amino acids. The transcript is spliced from 3 exons. Gene Ontology annotation, molecular function: ribokinase activity; kinase activity; ATP binding. Lineage: Eukaryota; Evosea; Eumycetozoa; Dictyosteliales; Dictyosteliaceae. Gene Ontology annotation, cellular component: cytoplasm; nucleus. The record is from RefSeq and is a predicted model, not a curated record.